AUGCAAUCAGCCGAACUUCAAGAAAGCAGUGAUUUGAGUGAAUUAGAUGAUCGUGACCUUGGCAAUGGCGCGAGUGGCGCUCCCCCCCUGAAGAAAACCCGCAAGAAAGAGGUGAGGACAAAUUCGCGCUUGGAAGGCCGGUCUUCAAAGGCGUCCAAGACCAAGAAGAAGAGAGCGGGUCACAAUUGGGUCGCACAGGGCAGUGACGCCAGUGGCGCUCCGGCCCUGGAGAAAACGAAUGAAGCGACAAAUUCGCCCUUGGAAGGCCACCCUUCAAUGGCAUCCACAAAGAGAGCGGGAGACAAUUUGGCCGCACAAGGCAGUGACGCCAGCGGGGCUCCGAACCUGGAGAAACCAAAUAAAGUGACGAGUUCGCACUUGGAAGGCCGUCCUUCAAAGGCAUCUACGAAGAAAAGGGUGGGAGACGAUCUGGCCGCGGAGCCAACCAAGCGGUCCAACCAGGGCCAAAAAACGCACAUGGAUUCAUCUGAAGGCUCUCUAGGUCUUAAUCUCCGCGCCGGGAAAACUGCGAGGGUUAGCAGUAAAUCCAAAAAUGCAGCUGCAAAAACCUGUUCCAGUUCAACUUCUAUUCGUAACAGCAAUCCCAAGGGAAUCACGGAAGCUUUGACAUUCAAUCUGCUUGAGCAAUCAUUUUCGGUGCAACCGGAGCCGGCUCUGUUGAUAUCACCCACCUGCAUUGAUAACUUUGAAAACUUGAUGGAGGAGGAGAAUUUGAUACGCUUCGAGGCCGAAAACUUACUAGACGACGCCAUGCAACCCACACAGAUGGCUCCAAAUUGGCAAUCUCUGAGCCCAAAAUCCCCGGUUCGGCGUGCGCGAGUGGAGCCAGCCAUGAUUCCUUCGAAUUCUUGGAUUUCGCUUCAGUUGUCGGCAAAAGAGGGGUCCGCGAUUGGUGCAAUAGAACAGAUGUCAAACAUGCAAACAAUGCAGUUGAUACAAGACGGGCUUUAUCGUUUGCCAGUAGACCGUCCCGAAGACAGUUCACUCCCCUCGAGUCCGGCGGGAUUUGAUUCGACCAAUAGGACGUUGCCAACGCAAACUCAAGUUUUAGAGCGACUGGUAUCGGAUGGCCUCUUAUCCAAAAGGGUAUUGCGUUCACUGGCCCCCUCAAAACAAUCCAGUUUGGCUCUUGUCCCUGACCCCCCACGCACGGGGGCGGAUUUCAUACAAGCCUGCGAAUCAAUCUCUGCAAACCACUGUCUAGAUCCCCCAAGACAAUCGGCAGUGGAAUCAGGCGGGCACAUAAACAAUGAAUACAUUUGCUUCAGCCCACCUGCCAUGGCUCCAACCGACAAAGUUUUGGAGCAAAUGGAGACUGAGCCGAGUGGAGCAGAAUUAUUUCAAGACCUCAUCGAAAUGAUUCUCCGUAAGGACGAUUGUUGUGGAGAUGUCGUCAUGCAGCACCCAACUCAGGAGCAGGGAUGCACACAGGCCGAAACACAGAGUGAACCAGGUGCCGAGUACAAAAGGGGUCAUGAUACCAAUCAAGCCAGAAGCUGCCCACCAACAAUCACCGGGGGGAAAAGUUCCUCUUGCUUCAAUCUCCUCCAGCUGUAA
Molecule: messenger RNA, 1578 nt
Organism: Puccinia triticina
Lineage: Eukaryota; Fungi; Basidiomycota; Pucciniomycetes; Pucciniales; Pucciniaceae
Exons: 5
Coding region: 1-1578 (525 amino acids)
Source: RefSeq, a predicted model, not a curated record